ACGGAUACUCCUGAAAGAAGAUUAAAUGGUGGUCAUGGUCAUACGCUUUGGAAAUGAAUAGUUUGCCUUGUGAAGUUCUAGAACAUAUUUAUUCGUUUUUGAAUUUUUAUGACUAUCUUCGUGCAACGGAGGUAUGUCGUUUCUGGAACGAGUUAUUCACAUCCAAGAUUUCAAGAAAUGGCAUUCUACAGCUUUCGCAACGCUUGCUGACAAUCAGAAACGAGACUUUUUACAUAGUUCUAUAUCAUUUUUCUAAAGCCAGCAGAGUGUAUCAUAACAUUAUGUUUAACGGAAUAGAUUUCUUAAGUUUGGAUCGAAGAACAGAACUGCAGUUUGUAGUGUUUCUAGCCAACGUAGGCAUGAAUGUGAAAAACAUAAUUUUACUAGACUGCAAUAUAGGAAUUUCCAAGUUAUGCCAAAUAUGCAGUGUAAUUAAACAAUUAGAAAUCCUCAAAAUCGAUAGAUGCAGUGUCCAAUAUGAUGUACUAUUAUUGCCUGAAUUUUUAUUAAGCUUCAAAGCUUUAAAGAAAAUAAACAUUCAAAACCUUAAGACAGAAAAUGAAGAAAUCGUUGAUUUUAUAACAAAUGGCAAUUCGGCAAUUAUUGAUUUGGCUAUCAACGAUGGUUACAUAGACGAGAGGACGGAAAUAUUUUCAAAUGUUGAACGGUUGAAAAGUCUAUCCUGUACAUUUUACCACAGCGGGUCAUUGCUAAAUCUACUGAGUCAUCCAAAAUUGAAUCUCAAUUCACUACAGCUGCAGCGCAAGCCGGCCGAUCAAUUUCAUAUGUAUAAUAUUACUAACAUAAUACUCGCUCAAUGCAACCUGCGUGAGUUUUAUCUUAAUACUGCUCUCACGAUAGAGAUGCUUAUUGAAAUAUCAGUGAACUUAGUUUGCUUGGAAGUGCUGUCUAUUACGAUUGAUGGUUUAAACCCUCCUGUGUGUACAACAAUAACGUGGCCAAACCUGCGGGUGCUUCGUAUGUCUUGCGUGUCCUACAUUGAUAUAUUACUAAGCUCCAUGGUCUUCAGGAAGCUCGAAGAACUUCACAUACACACAGAACGCUUACCAAAAGACGCAAUGAGAAUAAUUUAUGAAAAAGGUUUAGAUCUGAAAAAUCUUACUUUGUCAACUUUAUCUUUGCUGCGUUGUGAAGAAUCUCUCGGAAUAAUUGGAAAUAAAUUGCCAAACUUAAAUGCAAUUGAAGUACAUUGCAGCACAAAUACAGAUUUUCAGGCUUUUCUGAGAUCAGCGGAGACUUUGAAGCGGCUUAAAACUCUACAAUUUGUUUACUGUGAAAAAAUAACAGAUAGUACAAUUGGAUCCGUAGAUAUGCCGUAUUUGUUUUCAUUUAAUCUCAGUUACAACAGACAGAUCUCAAAUGUUGGUCUUAAACAAAUGUUCACUAAAUGCAUUCGAAUCAAGCAUUUAAGUCUAUGCGGGUGUCCAGGUGUCAAUGAUGAUGUUAUUGAAAUGAUUGCAGCAAGACUUCCUGGUUUGGAAAAUUUGAAUAUUAGUGAAUCUUCGGAAAUUACUCUAAACAGCAUUCGACAUAUAAUAAAUGGACUACGAUUUUUAACAAGCCUGCGACUGGAUAAUUGCCGACGUAUACUCAGUCAGUGGCGAUUUGCACCACAAUAUAUAGACAAUAUCGAAUGUCUUAGGCGGUACCACGACACAUAUCCAGAGUUUUUCUACUAUAAUCUACCAAUUGAAAAAGCGGCAAGGGUCAAUUACUUCGAUUUUUUAUACUAUGAUAGUAAUGAAGAUUCUUCCGAAAUAGAUGAAUUUCACUAAACUAAUUUAAAUACCAAAAGAUAAAUAAUCACGAUUAUCGGCUAAACGAUGAAAACGA
This is a messenger RNA of Sabethes cyaneus, 1854 nucleotides long. RefSeq lists its product as uncharacterized. NCBI's taxonomy places the organism in Eukaryota, Metazoa, Arthropoda, Insecta, Diptera, Culicidae. Gene Ontology annotation, cellular component: SCF ubiquitin ligase complex. The transcript has 5 exons. The record is from RefSeq and is a predicted model, not a curated record. The coding region runs from base 54 to 1796 and encodes 580 amino acids. Gene Ontology annotation, biological process: SCF-dependent proteasomal ubiquitin-dependent protein catabolic process. Gene Ontology annotation, molecular function: protein binding.